Messenger RNA from Dunckerocampus dactyliophorus (ringed pipefish), 4238 nucleotides. It is a transcript of the gene nol8, whose product is annotated as nucleolar protein 8. The transcript is spliced from 18 exons. NCBI's taxonomy places the organism in Eukaryota, Metazoa, Chordata, Actinopteri, Syngnathiformes, Syngnathidae. Gene Ontology annotation, molecular function: RNA binding. The record is from RefSeq and is a predicted model, not a curated record. Bases 100 to 3402 code for a protein of 1100 amino acids.
AUAGCGGACAGUAAUGACGAGAGGACCGUGGUGUCGAUCCCAUUUAAAGGUAACGCUGGCUGGAUCCAUGUGAGUGACAGUGCUGCAUUGGCCAGUGAGAUGCAACGGCUGUAUGUUGGCGGGUUGAGCCACACGGUCACCCAAAAAGAUCUGAAGGAUCGAUUUGGAAAGUUUGGGGGUGUGGAGGAUGUCGAGCUCCGGACAAGAAGGGAUGAUGAGGGUAUUCCCUACAAAACAUUUGCUUAUGUCAACAUCAGUAUUUCUGACACAGAUCUGAAGAAGUGUAUGACGGUGUUGAACAAAUCCAAAUGGAAAGGAGGAACUUUGCAGAUUGAACCAGCAAAGGAGAGCUUUCUGCAUAGACUGGCUUUGGAGAGGGAGGCGGAGUUGCAGCUCCCCAAUCAGCCUGCAGCUGAACACCAUAGACAGAAAGUGUUGGAUUCACUCAGCAAAGCCGGUGUGGACAACUUCACCAUGAAGGCUGCUGUGCCGGGGACAGAAAUACCAGGACACAAGGACUGGGUGGUCAGUAAAUUCGGACGAGUCCUCCCCAUCAUGCAGCUCAAGUGUCGGAAGGGAAACAAAUCUCGAACCCUCAAGUAUGACCCGUCAAAGUACAGCCACAACAUCCGCAGGUUGGCCUCAUCCGACGCAGACCUCCCCACCCCUGUCGCGCAGCUCACCUGGGAGGUUGAUGGGGGAGACGAUGACAUCAGCAAGAAGAGGCGGGGUGAGUUCCCGCCGUACGAGCCGCCAAGACCCAAGAAGAGUCGGACAGAUGUGGUCACGGCUGUGAGCACAAGCAGACAAGCGCAGCCUGUCGUCUCUUUCACCAAAUCAGAGACUCAUCAGCUGACCAAUGGUUUCAAAGCUCCAAUCAACCACAGACAGCCGCAGAGGAGAGGUCCACGUUACGAGGACAGUGAUGUGGACUCCGAUGAGGAGAUACGCCGUCUGGUGGAGCUCCAGCAGCCUUCCCAUGAUGCAUUGUGGCACGACGGGCAGGAGGAUAACCUGGAAGUGGUCGGAUAUGAUUACUUAGACUUGCAGGAGCACAGAGACAGGUCAGUCAACGAGGAGGAGGAUUACGACUCUGCCGACACGGAUGAACUGUUCGCUUCAAGGAAACCUUAUCUUCCUGUAGAAGAGAAACUUCCUGAGCCAAACGCUGACAACGUUUCGGGAAGAGAGGCUGAAAGAAUGAAAAACGCGAAGACGAAGAGGACAUAUGGAGAGGAAGGGGAUACUUCUGGAAAAGCUCAGUGUGCACAGCAGAGGCAGCUAAUCUGCAGCUCUGUGAACCAUAUUAAGGAGGAUGAUGAGGACGAGAUAGACUCAGAUGAUUCUGAGUCGGAUUCAGACUAUGAGGCAAUGUUUUCCAAUGUCACCCAUCUGGAGAUCUCCAUGGCUGAUCUUCAGAGAUUAGCGGAGGAAUUCCAGGAGACCUCAGAGACUCCAACUCCAAGCAUCCCCACUGAAAAACUCACACCUGGACCAGCACAAGUACUUACCCCUAAGAAAGGCACCCUACCUGAAGACAUUCUAGCCUCGCUCCUGGGGGAGGACAGCAGUGGGGACGAACAGAAGCCAAAAAAGACGACGCUGCCCGCCUUUCAGGGGACGAGAACGCUGAAUGGGGGGUCCCAAACUGACAAUUGUCCCAGGACGAAGAAUACAAGAAUACAAGCUUCGGAUCUUAAACACGUGUCCGAGUCCAAAAGUGCUGAGUCGGACGACGAUACUGAAGUAGAACUGGACGAGAAUGACAAAGCUCUUCAUACUCCCAAAUUUUUACAAAGGGCUUCACCUUGUACACAUCCAGAGAAAACUGAUACUCGCUUCAACUUGAGUGAGGAUGAAGGUGAACAGGAAGGACGAAGGACAAUGGCCAGUCAGCCAAUUCAGACAUCUUCAUCCUUUCCUGAAGAUGCUACUUCACACAGUGAGGAGGAGGAGGAGGAAAAGGAAAUUUUGCGUCGUCUCCAGCUAAGCGCUCAUGAGGAAGAGGAGCGACAGAGGAAGGACAACUUGAGGAGGCUGUCUGCAGUCCAGCAAAGAAAAAAGGAAGCUGAAGAGCAGAAGAAGCUCAUCCAGGGGGCGCUAGCCAAUGUGGACGGUCUUCCUAAAAGAACAGGAAAACACAUCGUCUUUGACUCGGAUAGUGAUGAUGAUGAGCAGACAGUGGUUAUGGCCUCUAAAAAGUCACUUCUCCAGGACAGCCAAUCAGAGGUCAUGGCUUCAGGCGAUGAGGAGGCAGCAGCCAGUGACUGCGGCCCAAUCAAAAAUAAAGAGCAUCUGAAACAGUCGGGCCCUCGGCUGUUUAGCAGCAGUGAAGAUGAGGAGGAUGAGGAUGAAGAGAAGGAUGAGACCAGGUUCAACCUCAGGCCUCAGUUUGAAGGUCGAGCUGGACAGAAGCUGAUGGCGUUGCAGUCUCGCUUUGGGACAGACGAGCGUUUCCGGAUGGACUCUCGCUUCCUGGAAGAGGAGGUUGAGGAGAACAACAACAAGGAAGAACUAGAGGUGAAGACGAGCCUGGUCAAUGAUGAUGAGGCUCUGCAGGAGGAGAGGAAGAGAAACAUGUCCAUCCUGCACAACGUUCUCGGACAACAACCUACCACUGGCAAGACGACCAGUAAAGCCAAGACCUUCAGGGACGUGUCAGCGCUGCACUAUGACCCCAGCAAAGAGGAACACGCCACCUUCGAGGCCAAAGCAGACGAUACCAAGAAGGAAAGUAAGUCAGCCCGGAGAAAGAAGAAGGAAGAGGCUCAGAAGCUUCCAGAAGUUUCCAAGGAGAUCUACUAUGACGUGACCGGCGACCUGAAGGCCUUGUUUGGUCAGACGAAGCAUGACAAGGAGGCAGAGGAAGUGGAGACAAGCUGGGACCAAGUAAAGGAAGAUGAUGGUGCAGGAGAGGAUGAAGAGCAGCCCGCGCCCAUGACAUCUCUAUUCACUGAUGCCAGCGCAGGAAGGGAGCAGUCUUCCGGAUUCACCUUCUCCUUCUUUGGCAACGACUUAGAGACAGAAAGUGAACACACAGCUGAGUAUAAGGUGGAGAGCAUCCAGGCUGCAAAGGUGUCAUGGCAACAAGACCCCCGUUUACAAGACAGCAGCUCAGAGGGGGAGGAGGAGGAGGAGGAGAAAGAAGAAGAAGAAGAACAGGAGGAGAAAAGCACAUCUGCACCUAAAAACAAUCAAGAGGAAACACCUCCCAGGAUGGACCUGUUCUUCUUCCACCUCAAUGACAGCAGAUUGUUAGAGGGCCCCAGGUGGUUCUGUCGUUCCUCUCAGCUGGAGGAGGAGAGAGAGCAGUGGGAGGAGAGGAGGAUGGCGCUCAAAGAGGAGUACCGCAAGAAACACAAGGAUGCACGCAGGAAGCUCAAAUCCUCCCAAAAGAGUUAAGGAGGUUUUUCUUGUUUUUCAGUUUGAACAUAACUUCAGAAUCAUGUACGCACAGAUGAAUAAUGUGUGAUGAAAUUAGGUUUAUUAUUCUAAAUGCUAUUUCACGAUGAUCCUUCUGAGUGAGACAGCCACAGGGAACACACAACUUCUUUUUAGGGGUCCUGAAAUGAAAAAGAAAUAACAUAUUAUAUGUGUAAUAAUACAUGCAUUUUCUUUGGCUGUUGACUUAUCUUUUUAAGUUAUUUGUUAUUUGUGGUCCUCCAUUGGUCAUCAAAAUUUCAACUACAAUCUUCACUGUUAUUUUGUUUGUGCCACCAAACAUCAUAUUUGCUUCAGUGGCAGAGCCAUAAAUUUUCAUUAGAGUGGCAAUAACUUGGUACCUGAAAUGUCUAGACGGCCAGUGGGGUGGCUGGAGAUUGACCGGGGCGACCACCCCUGGCCACCACAUAGCUCCACCACUGCCUAGCUUAUAACAUCAUGUCAAUGAAAAUGAAGAUUUUAAUUUUAUUUCUGAUUAUAUUGAUGCAUCUUGUCAAUAUACUGUUUGAAUAAUAGGUUCACAAGCUUGAUCAUUUUCUUGUACUAUUGUCAGAUACACAAUGUGAAUAAACAUCAAUUUCUACGUAUGUACUGCUCUUGCCGUACUUCCUGGUGUUAUGCACAGCUCAAAAAAAUUAAGUAAACAGUGAGACAACACAAUGUAACUCCAAGUCAGUCACACUUCUGUGAAAUCAAACUGUCCACUUUGGAAGCAACAUAGACUGACAAUCAAUUUCAUAUGCUGUUGUGCAAAUGGAAUCGACAACAGGUUGACGGUAAGACACUCCCAAUAAAUA